AUGAGUUCAGCCACGGUACUCUGUCAGAGCUCCAAUUGUCCACAUGGAAACCCGCCAUCACGGCUCGAAUGCCCCACGUGCAAUAAGCUGGGUAUUCGUGGUUCUUUUUUCUGCGGACAGGAGUGCUUCAAAGGCAACUGUGAGUCGAUCACGAUAUCAAUCUGUGUGGAAGCAUUGAAACGCCACACUUUUGACAGGGGUAAGUACGAUGUAAACCCAGGCACCGCUCGCACCUCAUACGGCACUUACCAUCCUUUCGCAAACUUCGAUUUCACGGGUACUCUAAGACCCGUAUACCCCCUCUCUCCAAAGCGUGAAGUUCCGGAACAUAUUCCACGUCCUGACUACGCAACACACGAAGAUGGAGUACCGACCACAGAGUUAAAGCGAGCGGGCCAACCCCCACGUUUAUUGAACUCGGAGGAAAUUGAGAAGAUGAAGUUUGCGUGCAGGCUUGGCCGAGAAGUGCUGGAUAUUGCAGCAGCGAUGGUACGGCCAGGUGUGACUACUGAUGAGAUAGAUGCUGUCGUUCACCAAGCUACGAUCGACCGUAACGCAUAUCCGUCACCCUUAAACUAUCGUAAUUUCCCGAAAUCCCUCUGCACCUCCAUCAAUGAAAUUAUAUGUCAUGGCAUCCCUGAUCGCAGGAAAUUGCAAGAAGGUGACAUCAUCAAUCUCGACAUAUCACUCUACUACGAUGGAUUUCAUGCCGACUUGAAUGCCACAUACCCCGUCGGUGAGAUAGACGAAGACUCUAAGAAAUUGAUUCAAACCACUCGACAAUGUCUCGAUGAGGCGAUUAAGAUAUGCAAACCGGGUGCAUUGUUCCGUGACAUCGGCAAAGUUAUCGAGCCGAUUGCACGUGCUAACGGAUGUGCUGUCGUACGGACGUACACAGGUCACGGCAUUAAUGACUUAUUCCACGGGGCGCCUAAUAUUCCACACUACGCAAAGAACAAAGCAAUUGGUACCAUGAAACCAGGAAUGUGCUUUACAAUAGAGCCGAUGAUCAAUCUAGGUUCCCAUUGGGACACACACCAUUGGCCCGACAACUGGACUGCUACCACAGUGGAUGGGAAACGUAGCGCUCAAUUUGAAGAAACCUUACUUAUCACAGAGACUGGUGUAGAAGUUUUGACUGCGGGGAGCACGGAUUUGUAG
Molecule: messenger RNA, 1161 nt
Organism: Suillus plorans
Lineage: Eukaryota; Fungi; Basidiomycota; Agaricomycetes; Boletales; Suillaceae
Product: methionine aminopeptidase
Exons: 12
Coding region: 1-1161 (386 amino acids)
Biological process (GO): proteolysis
Molecular function (GO): metalloaminopeptidase activity
Source: RefSeq, a predicted model, not a curated record